This is a messenger RNA of Drepanopeziza brunnea f. sp. 'multigermtubi' MB_m1, 2097 nucleotides long. RefSeq lists its product as uncharacterized. Gene Ontology annotation, molecular function: propionate-CoA ligase activity. The record is from RefSeq and is a predicted model, not a curated record. Lineage: Eukaryota; Fungi; Ascomycota; Leotiomycetes; Helotiales; Drepanopezizaceae.
AUGCCCCUCCAUCUCCAAGACGAGGUUCAGCGCCGCUCCCUCACAGACCCCGAGUCCUUCUGGGCCGAACAAGCUUCACAUCUCUCCUGGCAUAGGAAGCCCAGCAAAGCGCUCGCCCGGACUUCCAAAUCUCUCAAGUCUGGCACCAAGCACGAUCACUGGGAGUGGUUCCCAGAUGGCGAGAUCUCGAAUUGUUAUAACUGCGUGGAUAGACAUGUCGAAGCAGGUAAUGGGGAUCAGACGGCCAUUCUUUGGGAUAGUCCUGUGUCAGGGACCAAGACCAAGAUCACUUACAAGGAGUUACUGGCGGAAGUGGAAACUUUUGCCGGAGUGCUGAGGGAAGAAGGGGUCAAGAAGGGGGAUAUUGUCCUGGUUUACAUGCCUAUGAUCCCCGCUGCCUUGGUUGGAAUUCUCGCCAUUUCUCGCCUAGGGGCCAUCCACUCAGUAGUGUUUGGAGGAUUCGCCCCAGCGUCUCUGGCCCAGAGAAUCGAUGCCGCAAAACCAGUUGCCGUACUCACAGCAUCCUGUGGUAUCGAUGGCGCCAAACCACCAUUGUCCUACAGACCCUUCAUCCAAGAGGCGAUCAAGCUCUCGCCCCACAAGCCCUCUAGAACCAUCAUCUGGCAACGAGACCAGCUACGAUGGGAUCCGAUCGAUAAGAAUAACGGCGAAAGAAACUGGCAGCGUCUUUCCAAAAGUGCGCGGAACAGGGGAGUGAAAGCUGAGUGUGUGCCCGUCAAGUCCAGUGACGGGGUAUACAUCAUCUACACAUCCGGCACAACUGGUCUUCCCAAAGGAGUCGUCCGAGAAGCAGGUGGCCAUGCCGUAGGGCUCCAUCUCUCCAUCAGCUAUCUGUUCGGCAUCCACGGUCCGGGCGAUGUCAUGUUUUGUGCCUCGGACAUCGGCUGGGUAGUCGGCCACUCUUACAUCCUCUACGCACCACUUCUCACCGGAGCUGCCACCGUCCUCUUUGAAGGCAAACCGGUCGGAACACCAAACGCAGGUACCUUCUGGCGCAUCAUCGAAGAGUACAAGGUCAACACUCUCUUCACCGCGCCGACUGCGCUCCGAGCUAUUAGGCGAGACGACCCCGAGAACAAGCUUUUCCAGGAGCUUGGCGACAGGGGCGGCCUCAAAAGCCUCAAGGCCAUAUUCCUCGCUGGCGAGAGAUCCGAGCCGAGCAUCGUCACGAUGUACCAGGAGCUCCUUAAGGAAUACUGUGCCCCCGGCGCCAAUGUCAUCGACAAUUGGUGGUCGUCUGAAUCAGGGUCUCCGAUAUCAGGGAUUGCCCUCGUCCCACAUGCAGGCAAGGACCGCAAGACGACGAAGCGGGAUGUCGCUCCCCUUGGUAUCAAGCCUGGUAGUGCCGGCAAAGCCAUGCCAGGCUUCGACGUCCGUGUCGUUGACGAUUCGGGCAACGAGGUCGCGGAGGGGAGCAUGGGGAACAUCGUACUCGGCAUGCCGCUUGCGCCUACGGGAUUCAGAACGCUCUGGCAGGACGAAGAGAGAUUCUACAAAGGGUAUCUGAAGAGGUUUGAGGGCAAGUGGCUGGACACGGGGGAUGCAGGGAUGAUUGACGAGGAAGGAUAUAUCCACGUCAUGUCGAGAUCAGACGAUCUCAUCAAUGUCGCUGCUCACCGAUUCAGUACUGGUUCAAUCGAGCAAGCCAUCUCCUCGCACCCAAGCAUAGCCGAGUGCUGCGUCGUCGGCAUCCCCGACGCCCUCAAGGGCCACCUCCCCUUCGCCUUCAUCACGCUCUCGACGCGGGAUCACCCCCCCUCGGCCAUCCCCUCGGCCGCCCUCUCGGCCGAGGUGCAGCAGCUCGUGCGCACGCAGAUCGGCGCCAUCGCCUCGCUGGGCGGCAUGAUCCAGGGCCAAGGCAUGAUCCCGAAGACGCGGUCCGGCAAGACGCUGCGGCGGGUGCUGCGGGAGCUGCUCGAGAACGCCGUGCACGGCGACUGGGGGAAGGCGGUGCCCGUCCCGGCCACGGUCGAGGACGUCGGCGCGCUGGCUGUGGCGAGGGCGAAGAUCGAGGAGUAUUUCGUGGAGAGGGGAGGGGCUGUGCAUCGCCCUACCGAGGCGCGAGCCAAGCUGUGA